AUUACAGUUCCCGUAUGAGCUUCUACGCGUUCACUGCACUGAAUAACUAUUACAUGCACAUAAGUGGUGUGUAGGUUCAUGGAGAAGAUGAUGUCGGCGCUUCACCCGGAGAUGGCCCGCUUGGAGGGAGACUCGGUCGACGGACCGGGAGGCCUAGCCGCCGACUUUGACGGUUCGUUCUCGGGCCUCGGCGUUGAGCUUGGCUCAUCAACGUAUAACAUGAGCGAGGCACUUCUCGCAUUGCCCGUCUUCAAGUACGAGAAGCUUGAACAUGGAUUUCAGUAUGUGCUGGGAGCUGCCACAUCACCCGCUACAAGAAUGAAUGAGGAGACACUUACAUACUUAAAUCAGGGACAGUCCUAUGAAAUCAAGUUGAAGAAACUCAGUGACCUUGGCAGCAUGAAGGGGAAACAGCUGAAGAGCAUAGUGCGCGUCUGUUUUCACGAGCGGCGGCUGCAGUACAUGGAGGUCGAGCAAAUGGAGCAGUGGACGCAGACGCAUCGAGGCCAACGCAUCCUCAACAUAGACGUUCCACUCUCUUAUGGAAUAUCAUCGGUGAAGAAUCUGAACAUCAACCAGAUUGAGCUUGUCUGGGAUCCGAUGAAGGAUGCCGGAAUAUUCAUUCAGGUGAACUGCAUAAGCACGGAGUUCACAGCGAGGAAGCAUGGAGGAGAGAAGGGCGUGCCAUUCCGCAUACAGGUGGACACGUUCACGUACCCGGCGGGCAGCGGCGGCGGCGGGGACGGCAGGGAGGACGAGCCUCGCCACCUGCACAGCGCCUCCUGUCAGGUGAAGGUGUUCAAGCCGAAGGGUGCGGAUCGAAAGCACAAGACGGACAAAGACAAGAUGGUCAAGCGAUCGCCGUCGGAGCAGGAGAAGUACCAGCCGCCGUACGACUGCACCGUUCUCACCGAGGCGUGUCACGAAUGCAGGGCAGGCGACGUCACGAUCGGUCCCUGGCGGAUGCGCUUCACUAUUAAGUGCCUCGCAGUCAGAGCAUGGGUCACUGAUAGCAUGUAG
Messenger RNA from Priapulus caudatus, 1020 nucleotides. RefSeq names its product alpha-globin transcription factor CP2-like. Gene Ontology annotation, biological process: regulation of transcription by RNA polymerase II. NCBI's taxonomy places the organism in Eukaryota, Metazoa, Priapulida, Priapulimorpha, Priapulimorphida, Priapulidae. The coding region runs from base 79 to 1020 and encodes 313 amino acids. Gene Ontology annotation, molecular function: DNA-binding transcription activator activity, RNA polymerase II-specific; RNA polymerase II cis-regulatory region sequence-specific DNA binding. The transcript is spliced from 10 exons. Gene Ontology annotation, cellular component: nucleus. The record is from RefSeq and is a predicted model, not a curated record.